AAGGUUCAAUGAUGAACGUACCCAGAACAGCAGGUUGCAGUGACCGCAGAUAAUUUCAAAAGACGUAUUUCGGAGAGGAUUUGCUAUGGCAAGUUUUUGAUGGAAUGUCGGUGUUAUUGAGAGCUGAAUUGGCAAAAGUCAUAAAUAAAUAAUAAGCUCUACACAUGUCUGACAUAUAUCUGAAGAAGGAUGCUUUGAAUUUACUGGAGAAAAGACAUGCCGUCUUUUUUGGUGAUUCAAAUAUGAGAAGUGUUUAUAAGGACUUAGUGUGGUUGAUGAACAAGAAUUCCCUAAUAGAAAGGAAUGUCUUGAAAAGGAAACUGGGAAACUCCUUUAUGGGUGACACAUUGGUGAAAAGUAGUGAGCUGCAUAAGGGCAGAGAUUUUGAAGAGGUUAGAAAAUAUGAGAAAGACAAUGUUUGCAUGGAGUACUUCUUCAUUACAAGAUGCUACAACAACAACAUUGAGGAUAUGAUGUCAGCCAUAAAGAAGAAGGGACGAUCAGCCCCUGAUGUGAUUAUUAUGAAUUCGUGUCUUUGGGAUAUCACUAGAUGGGGACCAAACGGAGUUACUGCAUAUAAAGACAACAUGGUUAAACUGAUGAAGCUAUUGAAAACGAGUCUUCCCCCAGAAACGCUCGUGAUAUGGACAACAGCGCCGCCCAUAUCCACAUCUUGUUCAGGAUCUUUAUUAAUCAAACAGGUGGAGUUCCUGCAGCAUACUCUCCGAUUUGAAGUAAUGGAAGCAAACGUGUUUGCUCGGCAAAUCGUAGUGUCCUAUGGCUUUGACGUUUUAGACAUUCAUCAUCACCUGCGUAUGCAAAUUCACAGGAGGGCAGACGAUGGUAUCCACUGGCUCCCAUUGUCCGUAAGGCACAUGACAAAUCUUCUUCUGACACACAUUGCCUUGUCCUGGAAUUGCCCGCUGCCCGGAAAUUUCCAUAGCCGAGUUCUGGAUUCAGUAAAGAAUAGUGAAAAUGAGAAGACUGAGACUGUGAUCCAAUCCUUGCCUCCUGCCCUUAUGUCCGUGCCUUUGCCAGACUCUAGUACCGAUUUUAAGGUGCCUGCAGUACUGUCACAAAUGAUGCCUAAACGUCAAAAUCGCGCGCCAAGAAAGAAAAGGAUGAAGCCCUGGACGCUUCCGAGGCUUUCAGAGUCAGUUCUGAACAAGGAGAAUGUUCUUUCUGGUACUCAUGACCUUGGUGUGGCAUAUAACAACUAUGGCGAGAUUGUGGACCAAUGGAGACCUGAUGUCACGUAUAAUAAAUAUGGCGAGAUUGUGGACCAAUGGAGACCUGACGUCACGUAUAACAAAUAUGGCGAGAUUGUGGAGCCAUGGAGACCUGUUGUCAUGUACGGCAACUACGGAGAACCUGUGUACAUGAAGCAACCAUUUUAUCACAAGUUAAAGAGAUGUUGGCGGCAAAGCUUGUUCCACAGGCAGGAGAGGAAGUUUAGUCCGUAUCACUUCUGAAGGGCGAAAACUAUGGUUCAUUCAGACAAUCCAAAUGGUUGAUUAAUAUAAAGCGAAUGUUCCUGUCACAUGGUUUAAUGGUAGCAAGAACAAUUAUACUACCAGUGUUAGAAUAUUUUGUGUUUUGUAAUUUUACGUAAGAGUAAUUUUUACCAUUAUAUAAAAGUUUGUACUACUAAUGUGUCAUACGUCAGAUUUGACAGUAACAAAAUUUAUUGCAGCAUUAUUUUUUGCAAAUCUCAUUGAAAGUACAAAUUUAUAAAAUUUCUUUUGGGGUAAAUGAACCGUUAAAAUAUUUUUGUGGUGACUCAAACUAGAUUCUUGCUUAACACAGCGACACAAAACUUACUGCCUGAUUGCAGGCCCCUCCACAGGCACCGCCGUAGCUUUGUUAGUGUUUCUUGCUGCCAUGUUCGCCACUGCACUUAAUUUACGUUUAUAUUAAUAUAUAUGUUUUUCCAAGUUCUUACUUUCUACUUCAGUACUUAAUUAAUAGUUACAAAUAGUUAUGGUGAGAUAAAAGUUAUUAUUCCGCUCAAAUUCUAUGGUUUUGAGCUUCGGUUAAGACGAUGUUACCAUUAAGUUUAAUGUAAACUUUGUGAUUGUGUUUUAUAAUAAUAUGUUAUUUUUGUAUAUGACCUUUCAUGUAAGUGUCGAGUUAUAAAUUGUGUCAAAAAUGAUGCCAAUUAUGUAUUGGACGGGUCAGUUUUGUCCCUCGUCUUCUACGGAAAUUGUCGGCUCUUGCGUUUGCCGAGUACAGUGCGUUCACUGAUAAAGUUGAUCGCUGCUGUCGCUUCCAAGGUUCCGGCAGGAACUGCUAUUUAAGAUGAGUUGAUUUUAUUGUUUUAUGGAGUGUUCUGAAAACCUUGUGGCACUUGGUGGUGAAUCAUGCAGUUCUGGUCAGAGGCUGGGAAGUGACUUGCAUUCAACUUCGUCAGUGGAUGCAGCGUAUAAUGGACAGUAGAAGAUGUUCAUCGCAGACACAGUCCUGAUGAUGGAGGCUCAAAAUAUGAAGAGUUCCCCCAGGGUAGCUGAUUUAGUAAAGUGUUUGGCUGUGGGUCAGGAUUCGAGAUUCCCGUGGUGGUGAAGACGAUGUUCUGGGUUGUGACACCGUGUAGACUCGUAGGUAGAUACGAGAAUUUCAGGACUGAAGUUUGUUUCUCCAAGACAUUGAUAUCUAUGAUUUUAUGUGGCAUCACAACCCAGAGAAACAACGCCGUCGGCUGCGGAUCGAUUUCCAGCUAGUGCCUUGAUUUUUCUUUUUGUUCAUUAAAAUAUAAAAUAAAAGGAGGAAAUUUUGUUGAAAUUCAUUAUUUGAAAGGUUAAACAAUAAAGUAGUAGAGAAUCGUU
Molecule: messenger RNA, 2822 nt
Organism: Zootermopsis nevadensis
Lineage: Eukaryota; Metazoa; Arthropoda; Insecta; Blattodea; Termopsidae
Product: PC-esterase domain-containing protein 1B
Source: RefSeq, a predicted model, not a curated record